CGGGAAGGGCUCGGCAGGCUGAGGUUGAGUGACUGCGGCUGGGUCCUAAGAGGGAGGGGCCGAUGCGGAAGAGAUGAAUCGGACAAAAGUUGAUGAAGAGGAAUACUGGCAUAGCUCCAAGUUUAAGGCUUUCACAUUUGAUGAUGAUGAUGAUGAACUCUCCCAGUUGAAGGAAUCCAAACGGGCAGUAAACAGCCUUCGGGACAUUGUGGAUGAUGAUGACGAUGACCUGGAGAGGGUCAGCUGGAGUGGAGAACCUGUGGGGAGCAUCUCUUGGUCUAUCAAAGAGACAGCUUCCAGUGGUGGCCCCACUCUUGAGGGACGUGAACAGCUAAAGGCUCGAAACAGCUUAUCCUCAUAUCCUCCACUUCCCAAGCCUACCUCCUCCUACUCUUUGAGUAGCUUCUUCAAAGGAAGAAGCAGACUUGGGAGUUUCCAGUCCCUUUCAGAUGCCCUCUCAGAUGUACCUCCCAAAAGCUAUGCUCCAGAGCUGCGAAGACCUAAAGGUGAAUACAAGGAUUACAGCAGUGACUGGAGCCUCAGUGACACAGUCAGGCGCCUGCAGAAGGGUAAGGUUUGCUCCCUUGAGAGGUUCCGCUCCCUGCAGGACAAGCUCCAACUUCUGGAAGAAGCAGUAUCUAUCCAUGAUGGGAACGUCAUUACUGCAGUUUUGAUCUUCCUCAAGAGGACCCUGAGCAAAGAGAUCCUUUUCCGAGAGCUAGAAGUACGACAGGUUGCUCUGAGACAUCUCAUUCACUUUCUUAAGGAAAUAGGUGAUCAGAAGAUGCUUCUGGACCUCCUCAGGUACCUUGAUAGAACAGAAGAACUUGCACUGUCCCAAUACCAAGAGCAUUUAAGCAUCCAAGACCCUGAGAAGCGGAAAGAAUUUCUCAAGAGUUGCAUUGGUUUACCAUUUUCAGUGGAAGAUGUUGCUCACAUACAAGACCAUUAUACACUCCUGGAACGACAGAUCAUCAUUGAGGUGAAUGAUCGACAUCUGGAAUCUUCAGGACAGACAGAAAUCUUCCGGAAACAUCCACGGAAAGCCUCCAUCCUCAAUAUGCCACUGGUGACAACCCUCUUCUACUCCUGUUUCUACCACUACACAGAGCCUGAGGGAACAUUUAGCAGUCCCAUCAACCUGAAAAAAACCUUUAAGAUUCCUGACAAGCAGUAUGUUUUGACGGCGCUGGCUGCCCGUGCCAAACUCCGAGCAUGGCAAGAUGUGGAUGCUCUCUUCACCACCAAGAAUUGGCUGGGAUACACCAAGAAGAGAGCUCCCAUUGGCUUCCACCGAGUUGUGGAAAUUCUGCAUAAGAACAAUGCCCCUGUCCAGGUCUUACAGGAGUAUAUCCGACUAGUGGAAGAUGUAGACACAAAGCUGAAUCUAGCCACCAAAUUUAAGUGCCAUGAUGUUGUUAUUGAAACAUAUCGGGACCUAAAGGAUCGGCAACAACUAGUAGCUUACAGGGAUAAGGUGGAUAAAGCUUCUGUAGAGGAGGAGAAGAUUGACAGCAUUCUCAGUAAUUUGCAAAUUCGAUGGAAGAACUAGUUGGAAAGUAGUGAACCAAGGAACUUUGCUGUUUGCCCUCUUCCUGUUCCCAAGAGAGGAGGGAGGAGCUCUUCCAGAGAGAGGUGCUCUUUGCCACAUCAUUUGGACCUAUCACCAACAUGCAAAACCUGUGCCUGAGUCAGAUCAGUACUUGGACCAGAACAUCUUCAAACUGAGCCUCAGACCAGAGGACACUUAUGAUGGCUGAAUCUUGAAGCUGUGAUUCUCAAAACCCUGCUGACUGGGUGCUGUUGUGAAGGUCAGGGGCAGACAGUUUCAAAUUUGUGCCUCUGUAGGGCUCGUUCUUGCUUUGAUGGAGAUGAUUGCCUCAGAAAAGAGGUGUGUUGGCCUGAACAGUGUCAGUCAUCAUGGAGCUGGAAGCUCUCCUUCCUGGUGGUGGAACUGUGGCUAUUCUAAGGCGUCAGAAGGCUGACUAGAUGCAUCUUCAUCAAAGGAGCAGAAAGAGGGUGCUGUAGUUUUGCUGGGAAUAUGACAUUGAUAACUGAUUCACAUUCGUUCUUACCAUGCCCUCUGAAAUUGUUUUUCCAGUAAGUGCCCCCCUGCUAUGCCCCCUCACCUCCUUUCCCAAGAGAUUGGGGUUGCUUUCUCUUGUACACUGAGGUGUCUUUCUUGGGCUGGUGAUGAGACCAGAUCCCCAUUAUUUCUUCUUCUACUCCCUUCGGAUGGUCUUCUAGCCCUUUAUUGGGAGCUUCAGCUAGGUCUACCUGGCGUAGACGCAAACUCAGUCCUGCCUCUGGCCUACUGUGGGUUAUGAUGGGGGUCACACUUUUUUUCAUCCUUGAUUUUCACAAGGGCAUCCUGCAAUGCUUGCCUACUACUCUGCGCCAAGCUCAGUUUCCUUUCACUCUGGGCUCAGAACUGGCUUGCCUUGCCCUCACUAGGCUCCUAAUAAAGCUGUUUCUGUGCCUCCCUA
This is a messenger RNA of Gracilinanus agilis (Agile Gracile Mouse Opossum), 2486 nucleotides long. It is a transcript of the gene VIPAS39, whose product is annotated as VPS33B interacting protein, apical-basolateral polarity regulator, spe-39 homolog. Gene Ontology annotation, biological process: vacuolar transport; intracellular protein transport. Gene Ontology annotation, cellular component: cytoplasm. NCBI's taxonomy places the organism in Eukaryota, Metazoa, Chordata, Mammalia, Didelphimorphia, Didelphidae. The transcript has 20 exons. The record is from RefSeq and is a predicted model, not a curated record. The coding region runs from base 74 to 1552 and encodes 492 amino acids.